Molecule: messenger RNA, 889 nt
Organism: Condylostylus longicornis
Lineage: Eukaryota; Metazoa; Arthropoda; Insecta; Diptera; Dolichopodidae
Gene: MED7
Product: mediator of RNA polymerase II transcription subunit 7
Exons: 3
Coding region: 81-746 (221 amino acids)
Biological process (GO): regulation of transcription by RNA polymerase II
Cellular component (GO): mediator complex; core mediator complex
Molecular function (GO): transcription coregulator activity
Source: RefSeq, a predicted model, not a curated record
UAAAUACUUAGGUACAUCAUUGUUUAUUACCUUGUCUUAAAUACAAAAGUUAAGAUUUUAAAACAUUUUUUUUAUAUAAAAUGGCCAACACUGAAACUACUCAAGUUUGUUCUCUUCCACUUCCGCCAACUCAAUACAUAAGCUUAUACACAGAUGAAAAUAUUAGACAGAAGAGAACUCCUAGGCCACCACCGCCAAUAUAUGAUACUUAUUCAAUGUUUGGCACCACUUAUAAUAAUGAAGAAAUGAUAAGAUCAUUGGAAAGCCAAGGCAUAAAAAGAUUGAUUCCUAUACAUUUUGAUAGAAGGAAAGAGUUGAAAAAACUGAAUCACUCUUUAUUUGUAAAUUUUCUUGAUUUGAUUGAUUUGCUUGUAAAUUUUCCCGAUAGUCCAAGAAGGGCAGAAAAGAUUGAUGAUUUAAGUUUGCUUUUUGUGCAUAUGCAUCAUUUAUUAAACGAAUUUAGACCUCAUCAAGCAAGGGAAACGCUUCGAGUUAUGAUGGAAUUACAAAAGAGGCAACGUAUUGAAACAUCCAUUCGAUUCCAAAAGCACUUGGACAAAGUUAGAGAAAUCGUAAAACACGCAUUUGCAACUUUACCCGUUUCUUUUGAGAAUGAAGAUUUUAUGAAUGAGAUGGAUGUAGAUGAUGAAAAUAAUAAAUCUAGAACGGAUAAUUUAAACGAUAAUUGCGAUGUGACAGAUAGAAUUAUGUGCAAAGUAAUUGAUCGAGAGUUUGGCUUUAAGUGAAAAAUUAAUUAUAAAUUAAUUAUAAACUUCAAAAUUUAUUUAUCAAUAAAAAAUACAAACUAAAAUAAAAGAGGUAGCUGUUAACAUUUCAACUUAUUUAUUCUUACCAUAUACAUAUAUAAAUUUAAAAUUUUAUACAUAGU